AUGGUGUCACAAACAACCAAUGUAGCUGGUACCAUGGGAUACAUGCCGCCCGAAUAUGAGAUUACUGGGAAGGCUACCAAAGAAUCUGAUAUCUAUAGAUUUGGGGUUGUUCUCUUAGAAAUUGCUUGUGGGAGAAAGUCUGUUGAGAUAAUUAAGACUAACCCAAGCGAAAGAAGUUCGGUAAACUGGGUUUGGGAGCUUUAUGGAACACAAAAGCAUCUUGAAGCGGCCGAUCCAAGUCAAGGUAUGGAUUUUGACGACCAACUAGUAGAGUGCUUGAUGAUUGUUGGGCUAUGGUGUGCGCAUCCAGACUGCAAACUCCGACCUUCCAUUGAAAAAGCUAUUCGUGUUCUUCAAUUUGAUUCUUCGCUUCCAAUUCUCCCAAGUAAGAUGCCUGUGUUCACAUAUCAAUCCCCAGCCAAUGUUCGUCCAACAGCUGCACCACUGAUUCCUCCAAGUUAAACAGGUCAUCAUCUGCUCUAUCUUCUCCCUCGAUAUCUCGAUAUCCCCCUUGUGGAAUCCACUCUAAGCCGAAGUGUAAUUUCUGAA
Macadamia integrifolia is the source of this 549-nucleotide messenger RNA. RefSeq names its product L-type lectin-domain containing receptor kinase IX.2-like. NCBI's taxonomy places the organism in Eukaryota, Viridiplantae, Streptophyta, Magnoliopsida, Proteales, Proteaceae. Gene Ontology annotation, molecular function: protein kinase activity. The coding region runs from base 1 to 462 and encodes 153 amino acids. Gene Ontology annotation, cellular component: plasma membrane. The transcript has a single exon. The record is from RefSeq and is a predicted model, not a curated record. Gene Ontology annotation, biological process: protein phosphorylation.